AUGAAAGACACAUCCCUUCCAGCUGUGCUAGAUGCAUUGAGUGGAUUGGAAGACACAUCCCUUCCAGCUGUGCCAGGUGCAUUGAGUGGAUUGGAAGAAACAUCCCUUCCAACUGUGCCAGAUGCAUUGAGUGGGUUGACAGAAACCUCCCUUCCAGCUGUGCCAGAUGCAUUGAGUGGAUUGGAAGACACAUCCCUUCCAACUGUGCCAGAUGCAUUGAGUGGAUUGGAAGACACAUCCCUUCCACCCGUACCAGAUGCAUUGAGUGAAUUGGAAGACACAUCCCUUCGAACUAUGCCACAUGCAUUGAGUGAAUUGGAAGACACAUCCCUUCCAGCUGUGCCAGAUGCAUUGAGUGGAUUGGAAAACACAUCCCUUCCAGCUGUGCCAGGUGCAUUGAGUGGAUUGGAAGAAACAUCCCUUCCAACUGUGCCAGAUGCAUUGAGUGGAUUGGAAGACACAUCCCUUCCAGCUGUGCCAGAUGCAUUGAGUGGAUUGGAAGACACAUCCCUUCCAACUGUGCCAGAUGCAUUGAGUGGAUUGACAGAAAACUUCCUUCCUGCUGUGCCAGAUGCAUUGAGUGGAUUGGAAGACACAUCCCUUCCACCCGUACCAGAUGCAUUGAGUGAAUUGGAAGACACAUCCCUUCCAACUAUGCCACAUGCAUUGAGUGAAUUGGAAGACACAUCCCUUCCAGCUGUGCCAGAUGCAUUGAGUGAAUUGGAAGACACAUCCCUUCCACCUGUACCAGAUGCAUUGAGUGGAUUGGAAGACACGUCCCUUCCAACUGUGCCAGAUGCAUUGAGUGGAUUUGAAGACACAUCCCUUCCAACUGUGCCAGAUGCAUUGAGUGGAUUGGAAGACACAUCCCUUCCAACUGUGCCAGAUUCAUUGAGUGGAUUUGAAGACACAUCCCUUCCAACUGUGCCAGAUGCAUUGAGUGGGUUGUCAGAAACCUCCCUUCCACCUGUACCAGAUGCAUUGAGUGAAUUGGAAGACACAUCCCUUCCACCUGUACCAGAUGCAUUGAGUGGAUUGGAAGACACAUCCCUUCCAGCUGUGCCAGAUGCAUUGAGUGGAUUGAAAGACACAUCCCUUCCAACUGUGCCAGAUACAUUGAGUGGAUUUGAAGACACAUCCCUUCCAACUGUGCCAGAUGCAUUGAGUGGGUUGUCAGAAACCUCCCUUCCACCUGUACCAGAUGCAUUGAGUGAAUUGGAAGACACAUCCCUUCCACCUGUACCAGAUGCAUUGAGUGGAUUGGAAGACACAUCCCUUCCAGCUGUGCCAGAUGCAUUGAGUGGAUUGAAAGACACAUCCCUUCCAACUGUGCCAGAUACAUUGAGUGGAUUGGAAGACACAUCCCUUCCAACUGUGCCAGGUGCAUUGAGUGGAUUGGAAGACACAUCCCUUCCAACUGUGCCAAAUGCAUUGAGUGGAUUGGAAGACACAUCCCUUCCAACUGUGCCAGAUGCAUUGAGUGGAUUGGAAGACACGUCCCUUCCAACUGUGCCAGAUGCAUUGAGUGGAUUGGAAGACACAUCCCUUCCAACUGUGCCAGAUUCAUGA
Messenger RNA from Haliotis rufescens (red abalone), 1569 nucleotides. Its product is annotated as protein app1-like. The coding region runs from base 1 to 1569 and encodes 522 amino acids. NCBI's taxonomy places the organism in Eukaryota, Metazoa, Mollusca, Gastropoda, Lepetellida, Haliotidae. The transcript has a single exon. The record is from RefSeq and is a predicted model, not a curated record.